Messenger RNA from Aspergillus fijiensis CBS 313.89, 342 nucleotides. RefSeq lists its product as uncharacterized. The record is from RefSeq and is a predicted model, not a curated record. The transcript has 2 exons. NCBI's taxonomy places the organism in Eukaryota, Fungi, Ascomycota, Eurotiomycetes, Eurotiales, Aspergillaceae. Bases 1 to 342 code for a protein of 113 amino acids.
AUGGCGAACAUGUCCCCGCAACGUCAUCGUCCUACCCUCAUUACUCCCGCCUGUUCCUCCACAUUCCCUCAGGAUAUCUCCGCCGCCAUCCUCUCCGCCGCCAACCACAUCCCCAAGUCCAUCGCCGUCGAGUCCGCAGCCCGGAAGGCGAGCGCUACCGGCGCAGCAACCCCAACAACGAGUACAGGGCUCCUGGAGGUGCCCAUGCCUCCACCUCCACCCCCUCCGUCGCCGGUCGAGACGAGAGCGCUAUGGGGCCGCUUGUUUCCCCUUUGGAAGAUGAACCUCGGCUUGGAGCCUCUGAUCAUGGUCCUCUCACGUGACCAUGUCGAGGAGGAUUAA